Solanum verrucosum is the source of this 2109-nucleotide messenger RNA. RefSeq lists its product as uncharacterized. The record is from RefSeq and is a predicted model, not a curated record. Gene Ontology annotation, molecular function: ATP binding; ATP hydrolysis activity. NCBI's taxonomy places the organism in Eukaryota, Viridiplantae, Streptophyta, Magnoliopsida, Solanales, Solanaceae. Gene Ontology annotation, cellular component: cytoplasm; mitochondrion.
GUUGAUCCUGAACAAACAACUAUCGGCAAAAGGGGUUGUGAAAUGAGAAAACUUUCUGUUUUUCUUUCUAUUGGAUUCGCUCAUAGAUCCUCAAAAUUCCGCAGCAGCAAUAAUCAUCAUAAUGCUCUUUGUUUUUACAGCAAUAUUUGCUCUUCUCCCUCCAAGAAUCAUGGACUUCUUGCACAUUACAGGAGUCUUGUUGAACAGGGAAAGCUGCAGCAUGAUCCUUACCAAGAAAAAGUUGCUACUGAACUAGAAAAUCUUCUUGGAAGGUUGGAGCAAUAUGAAAAGGAUAUGGGGGAAUAUCAUGCAAAACUUGCACAAUGGGAAGAUAAUAGGGAAAGUCGGAGGCGUAAGCUUCUUAUGGAGGAAGCUGAGGCCAAACAACAUGGUGCAUUUAAACCAAUAAACAAAUCUCGCAAUAUUUUCCAAAGAUGGAUGUCUCGGAAACCUGAAGAUGUGGAAGAAGGAGUCGGGAAAUGGGUUUCCUAUCUCAAUCGUGAGAAGAAGUUAGACUCACAAGUCGGUCGACGUCCUGCUGCUCCUCGCCCCAAAGGACUAUAUCUAUAUGGCAAUGUUGGGAGUGGGAAGACAAUGCUUAUGGAUAUGUUUUAUAAGGCCAGUGAAGGAAUUGUUAAACAUCGAAGAAGGUUUCACUUUCACGAGGCUAUGCUUAAAAUUAAUGAACAUAUGCAUAAAAUUUGGAAGAGUCAGAUGGAACAAAAGUCUCUGCAGUCAAGUAUUUCUGGUUGGGUCAUGAAUCUUCCUUUUGAUUCAAAAGUUAAAGAAUGGAUAGCUGCUGAAGAAAGAUAUAAGCAAGAGGUGCAGAUGAAAAACAUUCUUCUGGACGUAGCUGACAAGUUUCUUGUUAACCAGGCAGAUCGUAGGAGAGGUGCUAGCAUCCUUUGCUUUGAUGAAGUACAGACAGUUGAUGUUUUUGCAAUUGUGGCAUUAUCUGGAAUUCUCAGCAGGUUGUUGAGUACUGGAACUGUUCUGGUGGCAACCAGUAAUCGUGCACCAACGGACUUAAACCAGGAUGGCAUGCAAAAGGAGAUCUUUCAAAAGCUACUAAAAAAACUUGAGGAGCAUUGUGAAACUGUUCUAAUUGGCAGUGAAGUUGAUUAUCGCCGCCUCAUUGCUCAGAGAUCUAUAGACCAGGUCCACUACAUUUGGCCUCUAAAUAGCAACAUUAAACAAGAAUUUGAGGAUAUCUGGAAUAAAAUUAGUAAACAGGCCGGAGGAAGCAUCAUUUCACAUACUAUUCCUGUGAUGUUUGGAAGAACAUUGGAAGUUCCUGAGAGCUGCAAUGGGGUGGCACGGUUCAACUUUGAAUAUCUGUGUGGUCGGCCGCUUGGAGCAGCAGACUACAUUGCAGUGGCUAAAAACUAUCACACUGUUUUCAUUUCUGAUAUUCCUAUUAUGAGCAUGCGUAUCCGUGACAAGGCGCGAAGGUUUAUCACCCUCAUUGAUGAAUUAUACAAUCAUCAUUGUUGCCUAUAUUGCUCUGCUGAGACUUCAGUAGAGGAUCUAUUUCAAGGAACAGCAGAAGGAACACUUUUUGAUUUGGAAAGCUUCCAAUUUGAGACAGAGAUAGAAGGUACAAAGCUCCGGCGAGAUGUUUUAGCUGAAGGCAAUGUUAGUUCAGGAGGUGCUCCAUCUGGCAUUACUACCAUGCUAUCUGGUCAAGAGGAGAUGUUCGCAUUUCGACGAGCUGUAUCGCGCUUGAUUGAGAUGCAGACACCUUUGUACGUUGAAGCAGUUCAACAUCUCCAUCCCUAUUUUGAUUCUUUGCACAAUGAGUUUGAAAAAUAUAGUGCCAAUUAAGAGCAAUGGCCUAUGUAAUUAGGUUUAUAUAUAAGAUCUUUGUUGACAAUUCUUUUCCACCCUUCCAAUUGACUUGCUUUUAGUUCUCUUUUGGGACAAGACAGGUUGAAUAGUAAAUAAAAGGAAGUGAGCGGCGGCACAAGCAUAGGGUAGUCUUGUGAGAUUUCUCAUGCUUAAAAGGGAUGUAUUAGACAAAAUGUCACAACAAUCUUGUAUCUGAUUGCAAAGUUGAUUUCUUGGUUAGCUAUAUCAAUAAGAAAGGAAAUGUUUUUGAUGUUUCGGUAA